CCUGACUACAUUAGUGGGUUGUAUUUUUUUGGAGACUGCUCACUGUCUGAUUCAUCGCUAUGGCUAGCCUGGUGAUCAACGAAACUGGGAUGGAGGACUGUGGGAUUGAUGACUCCUUCAAGUACGACCUGUACGCUUCAGUUUACAGUGUGGUCUUUAUCUUAGGCCUGGUAACCAACUGUGCGGCCCUCUUUGUGUUUUGCUUCCGGAUGAAGAUGCGCAACGAGACCACAAUGUUUAUGACUAACUUAGCAUUGUCAGAUUUAGUUUUUGUUUUUACUUUGCCAUUCAAGGUUUUCUACAAUGUCAAUCGAAACUGGCCAUUUGGAGAUGGAUUGUGCAAGGUUUCAGGAACAGCUUUCAUCACCAACAUCUAUGGCAGCAUGCUUUUCCUCACUUGCAUCAAUGUAGACCGCUUCCUGGCCAUAGUGUAUCCUUUCCGCUCGCGCACCAUCCGCACUCGCAGGAAUGCAGCAAUGGUUUGUGCUGCUGUAUGGCUGACCAUUGUGGGUGGAGGAAUAUCUGUGACUUUCUUCUCUACCAUCAACAGCAAACACAGAGCCACUACAUGCUUUGAAGGCUUUUCAAAAAAAACCUGGAAGACCUAUCUGUCUAAAAUCACCAUCUUCAUUGAGAUUGUAGGUUUUCUCUUCCCUCUUUUGGCCAAUUUAGUGUGUUCCUCACUGGUUCUACGGACGUUGCGCCGCCCAGUGACUGUUGGUCAUGGAUGUGACAGCAAGAAACGUGUCCUGCGAAUGAUUGUGGUCCAUCUAACCAUUUUUAUCAUCUGCUUUGUGCCCUAUAACUUAUUGCUCUUCCUGUAUGCCCUUGUGCGAACCCAGGCCUUGGCUAACUGCACUGUGGAACGCUUUGCCCGAACACUUUACCCCAUCACCCUGUGUCUGGCCAGUCUCAACUGCUGCCUGGAUCCCGUGGUUUACUAUUUUACCUCAGAGAGCUUCCAGAAGAGCCUAACAAUCAGUGGCAAAGGGUCUGGAUCACGCCCUGAGAGCAUCCCCCGCAGCGACACUGAGACACAGUACACAAUACAAAAUCUUUCCACAGACACACAGACUGUGGCCAGCAAUGGAAAAGAGACAACAAUAUCUGACAGUCAGUUAUGA
Messenger RNA from Nematolebias whitei (Rio pearlfish), 1124 nucleotides. RefSeq names its product lysophosphatidic acid receptor 4 (gene lpar4). The transcript has 2 exons. Gene Ontology annotation, molecular function: lysophosphatidic acid receptor activity. Lineage: Eukaryota; Metazoa; Chordata; Actinopteri; Cyprinodontiformes; Rivulidae. The coding region runs from base 60 to 1124 and encodes 354 amino acids. The record is from RefSeq and is a predicted model, not a curated record. Gene Ontology annotation, cellular component: membrane. Gene Ontology annotation, biological process: positive regulation of Rho protein signal transduction; phospholipase C-activating G protein-coupled receptor signaling pathway.